Messenger RNA from Asparagus officinalis (garden asparagus), 1944 nucleotides. Its product is annotated as C2 domain-containing protein At1g53590-like. The coding region runs from base 102 to 1619 and encodes 505 amino acids. Lineage: Eukaryota; Viridiplantae; Streptophyta; Magnoliopsida; Asparagales; Asparagaceae. The record is from RefSeq and is a predicted model, not a curated record. Gene Ontology annotation, molecular function: lipid binding. The transcript has 12 exons.
CUCGGUCCUGCCUUCUCUCGUCAAAAUCCCUCGAAAUCAAAUGAAGACCAAAUCUCAAAACCCUUUCCGAAAAUUUCCGUUAAUUUCCAAAAAAACAACUAAUGGGCAGAGCAGAGGUUUCAAUUAUACAUCAUCUAGCUUUUGUGCUGUUGGUUCUGUGGAUCUUGAACUACAUUGGACGCUCUCACCCUUUUGCCUUCUUCAUCGCUCUCCUGUACCUCUACGAGGUCAAUCAAAGUUAUUCAAAGAGAUUGUGGCGGAGACUGCAAUUUGAGGAAAGAAAAUCUGCCAACCAAAACAGGCUUCUAUUGGAUUCAGAAUCGGUGCGAUGGCUAAAUCAUGUAGUUGAAAGAGCUUGGCCUAUAUGCAUGGAACAAAUUGCAUCGAAAGAAUUCCUCCUGCCCAUCAUACCAUGGUUCUUGGAGAACUACAAGCCUUGGACUGCUAAGGAAGCAGCUGUUCGGCACCUUUAUUUGGGUAGGAACCCCCCAACAUUUACUGAGAUAAGGGUUCUUCAUGAACCAGAUGGUGAUGAUGACAUGAUUUUGGAGCUGGGCUUGAAUUUUAUUUCUGCCGAAGAUAUUGAUGCAGAACUUGUGGUCCAACUAAGGAAAAGAUUAGGAUUUGGAAUGCGGGCAAAAAUGCAUGUGACAGGCAUGCAUGUUGAAGGAAAGAUUUUGGUUGGACUGAAGUUUAUUGACCACUGGCCAUUUAUUGGACAUGUACGAGUAUGCUUUGUCGAGGCACCAUACUUCCAGAUGACAAUUAAACCUAUCUUCCAUCAUGGAGUUGAUGUUACUGAAGUUCCAGGAAUCGCAGGGUGGCUGGAUAAGUUACUGGCUAUUGUAUUUGAGGAGACAUUGGUUGAGCCAAAUAUGCUGGUUGUAGAUGUGGAAAAAUUUGCUUCAAGAAUGACAGAUUGGUUUACUAUUUAUGAGAAACAUCCUAUUGCAUUUGCAAAAGUGGAGGUAAUAGAAGCAGCUGACAUGAAAGCAGGGGAUAUAAGUGGUUUUGCUGAUCCGUAUGUUAAAGGUCAGCUAGGUCCUUAUAGAUUCAGAACCAAGAUUCAGAAGAAGACAUUGGCACCCAGAUGGCAAGAAGAGUUUAAGAUACCCAUCAGCUCUUGGGAAGCACCUAAUGAACUCAUUAUCCAAGUUUGUGAUAAAGAUCGCAUGUUUAAUGAUACACUUGGAGAGUGUCAUAUCAACAUUAAUAAGUUAAUUGGCGGACAGAGGCAUGACAAAUGGUUUACCUUGAGGAACAUCAGAACAGGAAGACUUCACUUGGCAAUUACUGUACUAGAAGAAAACGAGAAGGACUCAAACCGAGGAAAGAGCAGUGAUGAUGGAUCCUCCGAAGCAACUGAAGCAACAACAUCAAGAUCUCCAAGUUCAAAAAAGUUGAGCCCUAUAAAAGGCGGCUGUCGCCCUGAUGAGGAUUCAGAGUUCUCAAACAGUCCAGAAUCAUUUGUGUCUACAGGUAGUGAUGGCUCUAAUGACAAUGAAGGAGAUGUACAUGGAAACCAUAGAUUUCACAGAGUUAAUUUAAUUCAGAGGGGCCUGCGAAAGAUUAGCAACAAGUUGCAUAAAGAUAAGAAUGGGCAUGAUCCAUGGGAUUAGACAAUCAACUCGGAGCAACAUGAGAUUUUGAUUUAGAAAGCACUUAUCUCGUCCUUGUGUACUUCUACUUCCCCCCCUCUUUUCUUCAUGUAUAUUUUCUCUCUGUUUUUUUUUUUUUUGUUAGUUAAGAAAUUUCCUGGAUAUUUUGUUCCGGUUACUCAGAAAAGCAAAGGAUAUCAACGGCCAGGAAUUUGGAAGAAGUUGAGCCAUUUUGUUGAAUUUGUUUAGAGAAUGAAAAGGAAAGUUCUAGGCGGUACCUUGUUCCGAAGAGGCUAAGAAACAAUUAGAGGAGAGCCUUUGAGGUCCCAGGAUUUAUUUAUGUUCA